UUCACGAGGAAGCGUCAGUGUUGUAUUUAAAGUGAGAAAGUUCAGCACAGUCGUUCGCAGGUCUCUUGCGGUAAAUUGUGUGAGAGGUUACGUAAAGACUUUGCCCGCAGCCGAAGAUGAUGGUCCUGCUCCCGCUACUUUUGGCAGUUUGGGUCAGCGUUCCGUACGGUGGCUGCUCGCUCUACCCGUCAUGCAUCGAACCUCCAGCAAAGUGGUGCUCCUCCAUAGACUCAGCUGUUCAGUGUGGGGUUUUGAAGCAGUGCCUUGAGUCUGACUUCUUGAGGACCCGUCAGACAGAAGAUCCAGUCCAGGUUGGCCUUUACUAUGAGAGUCUCUGUCCUGGCUGCAGACUGUUUCUCACUGAGAUGCUGUUUCCUACCUACCUGCUGCUGAACAAAAUCAUGUCUGUUACUCUAGUGCCCUAUGGAAAUGCACUGGAGAAGCCUGAUGGUCAGAAGUAUAUCUAUGAGUGCCAGCAUGGGAAACAAGAAUGUCUGGGGAACAUGGUGGAGACUUGUAUAAUGAACAUGACUGAGAUGGCCUUCCCAAUCAUCUUCUGCAUGGAAUCCUCUGUUGAUGUCAUCGGUUCAGCUGAAAGCUGUUUGAAAAUCUAUGCCCCUGAGCUGAGCAUGGACAAAGUAAUGAGCUGCGUUAAUGGAGACAUGGGAAUGCAGCUGAUGCAUCAGAAUGCCUUGAAGACCAAAGCAUUGAACCCUCCACACCAGUAUGUGCCCUGGGUGACCAUUAAUGGGGUACAUACAGAUGACCUGCAAACUAAGGCCAUGUCCUCUCUCUUCACUUUGGUCUGUUCCAUGUAUAAGGGCACAAAGCCUCCUGCCUGUGGAGGGACCCAGAAACUACACUACCAAAGUUACUGCCACAAUGAAUAAAGAAGCAGCACAGCUCAUACCUGUUCCAAGUGCGGCCUCUAAACCAAAGAACACUGAAAAAAAAAUUUUCCUGUUUCUUUUUGUCUCUAAAAAUUGAAGAUUUUGUGAACAAUUUUUUUUUUACAUGCACAAAUAAAGUUUCCUUUCGAAAAUA
Messenger RNA from Girardinichthys multiradiatus, 1044 nucleotides. RefSeq names its product gamma-interferon-inducible lysosomal thiol reductase-like. Lineage: Eukaryota; Metazoa; Chordata; Actinopteri; Cyprinodontiformes; Goodeidae. The record is from RefSeq and is a predicted model, not a curated record. Gene Ontology annotation, cellular component: lysosome. Bases 117 to 890 code for a protein of 257 amino acids. Gene Ontology annotation, molecular function: oxidoreductase activity, acting on a sulfur group of donors, disulfide as acceptor. The transcript is spliced from 7 exons.